This is a messenger RNA of Neltuma alba, 1444 nucleotides long. RefSeq names its product probable polygalacturonase. The record is from RefSeq and is a predicted model, not a curated record. The transcript has 5 exons. Gene Ontology annotation, molecular function: polygalacturonase activity. The coding region runs from base 19 to 1416 and encodes 465 amino acids. Gene Ontology annotation, biological process: carbohydrate metabolic process. NCBI's taxonomy places the organism in Eukaryota, Viridiplantae, Streptophyta, Magnoliopsida, Fabales, Fabaceae.
AAGGUAGUGUUUUGUGCUAUGAUGAUGGUGGCGUUUCUGAGUUCAGAGAGAGGUGAGAGCAGAAGAGAGAGGAGCGAGACAAGUGGGUUGGUGUAUUCAGCUAUAAGUUGCAGAAGUCACAGUGCAUCACUGGUGGAUUUUGGAGGAGUUGGGGAUGGCAAGACUCUGAAUACGAAGGCUUUUGAGAGAGCAAUAAGCGAACUGAGACGCUAUGCAUCUGAAGAAGGAGGAGGAGCUCAACUGUAUGUUCCCGCCGGAAAAUGGCUCACCGGCAGUUUCAGCCUCAUCAGUCACUUCACUCUCUUUCUCCACAGAGAUGCUUUUCUUCUUGCUUCUCAGGAUAUAAAAGAGUGGCCGGUGAUGGAAGCAUUGCCGUCAUACGGCAGAGGAAGAGAUGCAGCGGCGGGAAGGUACAGAAGCCUCAUCUUUGGAACAAAUCUCACAGAUGUCAUUAUCACUGGGGACAAUGGGACCAUAGACGGACAAGGGGCAUAUUGGUGGACACAGUUUCGUGGAAAACAGUUAGAUUACACUCGGCCUCACUUAAUUGAGAUCAUGUACUCUCAGCACGUCCAGAUCUCUAAUCUAACUCUCCUUAACUCCCCAUUUUGGAAUCUUCAUCCUGUUUAUAGCAGCAAUAUCAUCAUUCAAGGCCUCACCAUCAUAGCGCCUGUCAAUUCUCCAAAUACCGAUGGCAUCGAUCCAGAUUCUUGCACAAACACGAGGAUAGAAGAUUGCUACAUAAUUUCUGGAGAUGACUGUGUGGCUGUUAAGAGCGGAUGGGACGAGUACGGCAUAAAGUUCGGAUGGCCUACAAAACAACUGAUAGUGAGACGACUUACGUGCACUUCUCCUUAUUCCGCAGCCAUUGCCUUGGGAAGCGAGAUGUCAGGAGGCAUCCAAGAUGUCAGAAUGGAGGAUAUCACAGCCAUCAAAACAGAAUCUGGGAUCAAAAUUAAAACAGCUAUAGGAAGAGGAGGGUAUGUCAAGGACAUAUACCUCAAGAGAAUGACCAUGCACACUAUGAAAUGGGCGUUCUUUAUGACUGGCAAUUAUGGUUCCAAUGCUGAUAACAACUUUGAUCCUAAGGCCUUACCUCAGAUCAGAGGCAUUCAUUACAGAGAUAUAGUGGCUGAGGAUGUGACCACUGCAGCUCUGUUGCAGGGGAUUUCUGGUGACCCCUUCACCGGAAUCUGCGUCACCAAUGUGACAAUAGGGAUGGCCGCUGGGGCAAAGAAACCUUCAUGGUCAUGCAAGAAUGUUGAAGGAAUGACAAGUGGCGUCACGCCUCCACCGUGUCACUUGUUACCUGCUCAGCAGUCGGAGAACUUUUUAGCUUGCAAUUUUCCAGAAGAGAGUCUACCCAUUGAUAACUUGGAGCUUAAGAAAUGCUUUAACAGCAUCAAACAUGCAUAAGUUGCACAAACGUUAAUUAGUAUAUGUA